UUAAAGGAGUCAAAGCGUGCGGUGAACAGCAUCCGGCGCCUGGUGGAGGAAGACGACGAUGAAGACGAGGUGGAGAAGGUCAGCUGGAGCGGCGAGCCAAUCGGCAGUAUUUCCUGGUCUGUCAGCGAGACGGCAGCGUCCAAUCAGAGGACAGACAGAGAGCCCGCCUUCCCCAAAAUCACCACGGAUACCACGAGCAUCAGCAGGAGCCACUCUGGGUACUCUCUGAGCGCGCUGUUCAAAGGAAAAACUAGAGGAAACUUCCAGUCGUUCACUGACACGCUCAGCGACUCGUCUGUCAGGCUCUACGCUCCAGAACUCCGAAAACCCAAAUCUGAAUACAAGGAUUACGUCAGUGAUUGGUCGCCUGAGGAGACGGUCCAGAGAAUGCAGCAAGGAAAGGUGGUUUCUCUGGAGAAGUUCCGCUCUCUUCAGGACAAGCUGCUGCUGCUGGAUUACUCCGUCAGCGCUCACGAUGGGAACGUCAUCACCGCGGUUUUAAUUUAUCUGAAGAGGACUCUGAGUAAAGAGGUUUUGUUUCGGGAGCUGACCGACAGACAGACGGCUCUGAGACAUUUCAUCCACUACCUGACAGAAAGCAAAGACCAGAGGCUGCUGCUGGAGCUGCUCAGAGCCUUGGGCAGGACGGAGGACGUGGCGCUUCUGCAGUAUAAAGAACACCUGGCGAUCGCAGAUGAGAACAAGAGGCGGGACUUCCUGAAGAGCUGCCUCAGUCUGCCGUUUUCUCCAGAAGAUUCUUCUCACGUCCAGGAUCACUACACGCUGCUGGAGAGGCAGAUCAUCAUCGAG
Messenger RNA from Perca fluviatilis (European perch), 810 nucleotides. Its product is annotated as spermatogenesis-defective protein 39 homolog. NCBI's taxonomy places the organism in Eukaryota, Metazoa, Chordata, Actinopteri, Perciformes, Percidae. The record is from RefSeq and is a predicted model, not a curated record. Gene Ontology annotation, cellular component: cytoplasm. Gene Ontology annotation, biological process: vacuolar transport; intracellular protein transport.